GGAGUGGGGGAAGCGCAGCAGCAGCCGAAAGCCCUGCUUCCCGGGAGCCUCCCACCCCGCCCCUCGGCGAGGAGGGCGCGGAGACUCCUUUGGGGGCGGAGGAGGAGGAGGAGGCCGGGAGGCUGCGAGGGGGGAGACAAACCCUGCCCACUCGGCUCGGAGCCCGGAGCGGCCGCGGAAGUCGGAGGCCGGCGCGCAGGGCGAGGAGGGCACCGGGGGCGGGGGGCUCCACUCCCCGCCUGACCCCUGUCCCCCCGCCAGGAAAAGUGACGGCUCCUGGGACUUUAGAGCCAGCGGACGGACCGACCGCGAUCGCCAGCCGCGCCGGGUCAAGGGCUUGCCCCGGCCGCCCCCUCCCCGCCCCCCAGGCGCUCCGAACUCACUGGUGAGCGCGGCGGCCCGGGCGCCGUAUGCGGGGGCAGCAGCGAUGGCCCCGCGCGCCGCACAGCCGGAGCAAAGGGGGCCGCUCCUGCCGGGGCUGCUGCUGGUGGCGGCGGCGCUGAGCCGGCCCGCCGCGCCCUGCCCCUUCCAGUGCUACUGCUUCGGCGGCCCCAAGCUGCUGUUGCGCUGCGCGUCGGGCGCCGAGCUCCGGCAGCCGCCGCGGGACGUGCCGCCCGACGCGCGCAACCUCACCAUCGUGGGCGCCAACCUGACGGUGCUGCGCGCGGCCGCCUUCGCCGGCGGGGACGCCGGCCCCGAGGAGGCGGCGGCGGAGGCGGCGGAGGCGGCGGAGGCGGCGGCGGCGGGCGGCGUGCGCCUGCCGCUGCUGAGCGCGCUGCGCCUCACGCACAACAACAUCGAGGUGGUGGAGGACGGCGCCUUCGACGGGCUGCCCAGCCUGACGGCGCUCGACCUGAGCCACAACCCGCUGCGCGCCCUGGGCGGCGGCGCCUUCCGCGGGCUGCCCGCGCUGCGCUCGCUGCAGCUCAACCACGCGCUGGCGCGGGGCGGCCCCACGCUGCUGGCCGCGCUGGACACGGCGCUCGCCCCGCUGGACGAGCUGCGCCUCCUGGGCCUGGCGGGCAACGCGCUGAGCCGCCUGCCGCCCGCCGCGCUGCGCCGGCCGCGCCUGGAGCAGCUGGACGCGCGCCUCAACGCGCUGGCGGGCCUGGGCCCCGACGAGCUGCGCGCGCUCGAGCGCGAUGGCGGCCUCCCCGCGCCGCGCCUGCUGCUCGCGGACAACCCCCUGCGCUGCGGCUGUGCCGCGCGCCCCCUGCUGGCUUGGCUGCGCAACGCCACGGAGCGCGUCCCCGACGCGCGGCGGCUGCGCUGCGCCUCCCCGCGGGCGCUGCAGGACCGGCCUUUCCUGGACCUGGACGAGGCGCGGCUGCGCUGCGCCCACGGCGACGCCGAGGGGCGCGGAGAGGAAGUGGAGCUCGCCGGCCCGGAGCUGGAAGCCUCCUACGUCUUCUUCGGGCUGGUGCUGGCGCUCAUCGGCCUCAUCUUCCUCAUGGUGCUCUACCUAAACCGCCGCGGCAUCCAGCGCUGGAUGCGCAACUUGCGCGAGGCCUGCCGGGACCAGAUGGAGGGCUACCACUACCGCUACGAGCAGGACGCCGACCCGCGCCGCGCGCCCGCCCCGGCCGCCCCGGCCGCCCCCGCCGGCCCCCGCGCCACCUCCCCGGGCUCGGGGCUCUGAGUGGCGCCCCUUGGGGCUUGACGGCUGACCCUGCCGGUUGAGGACUUUCCUGCGAUUACCCGGCUGAAGCCAUGGGUAUGAGACCCCCGCCAGGUGGGGGCUUCGAGAUUCGCCCCUGACCGGCUGAGACCUCUGGAUUAUGGCAUUCCCCGCCGCCACCGCCACCACCACCCCCCCCACGCCAACCCGGAGGCCCCAAGCUGGCACCCUCCUCUCCCCAGCCUCUGAGAGCCCUCGCCAUCAAAGACCGAGAGACACCCCUUAUUGAUUCCAGACACCGGACCUGCCCAUCCCAGGCUCUGACACAUCCCUCCCCGAACCACCCCCAAAGCACCCUCCCCCUUUCGAGACUUGCCCGGAAACUUUGUCCUUCAGUGCGAAAGCCCUGAGACUGCUUCCACCACCCUGUGCUUUGAGGCUUGAUCUCUCAGUGGGAAACGUCUCCCUAGACAUCACUGGCUCCCAGCUCCAGCCUGGAGACCUCAACUCCCUUCCCAGGGCUCAGGGACCCUCAUAUCCUAUUCUGAUCUCAAGCAGAGCACCCCUCUGAAGGCUUUUGUGGACUUUGAGCCUUUUUUCUCAUCCCAGGGCUCUGAGCCCUCCCACCCUGCAGACACCCACAUCCUAGGGCUCUGAGGGUUGUGCACCCUCCCCCCAUUUGGGGGUGGGUGUAUUUCAUACUGCCCACCACCCCAGCUCUGGCUCAGGCUCUUCCCUUCCUUGGCCCAGGCUUGGGGCUCAGCUCCAUCAGUCUCCCAUCCCAGGGACAGUCACACCCUGUUAUAGCCUUAGUAUGGAACCGAUCCUCAGCCUUUUUCACCGGGGCUCUGAUCCCCCAGUACUCAGUGCUUGUCCCUAAUCUCAAGACUCUCAGCUCUUCACCCUGAUCGGACUUUAAUCCACCUGCCCAAGUCUUAGGCUCUCUAUCCCCCCUACACCCAUCGCUUGCACUCACUUGGUCAGGAUCCAGUGAGAAAUCCAUUCCUGGGGUGUGCCCACACCCCCCUUUCCUCCUAGGAUGAGCUCUCCAGCCCUGCAAGACAGGUGCAGGUGCCAAGCAUCCCCCAACCAUACUGGCAGAUCCCCAGGGGGAAGGAGAGAGUCCUAGGGGUUCAGAGUAGUUGGUUGGGCCUCAGAACCAGGGUCACCUGUACAUGGUGGCCUCAGAGAGGAGUAAGGGAGGAGGCUCUGAAGGGCUGGGAGCUGCUGCCCCCAAGCUCUUCUUUUCCACCCAUGUGACUCUUCUCCCUUGGGGAUCCCUUGUCCCCACAUCCCCCUCCACCAGGCCUUUUGGCCUCAAAAGGGAGGCCAAAGAUGAGGGGCCUCAUCUCUUGUCUCAGGCACAAGCCAUCCUGUUUAGGGUCAGAGCCUCAGGGCCCUGCCUUCUGCAUGAUCCCAAAGCACAAUUGGUGAGUGGGGAGGGGGCUGCCUCUCCCUGACUCCCAUCCCCUAGGUCAAGCAGAAUGGCUGGCCUGUGCUGCCUCUGCACACAGGAAGUCCCAUAACCCGCUCCCCCCCAACCCCAACUCCUUCAACACAUUGGCUUGAGGUCUGCCUUCCCGCCCCCACCCAAGACAUCUGAAUCUCCCUUGGGCAGUUUUCUAUAAAGUCUGCAAUAAUCUCAA
Molecule: messenger RNA, 3264 nt
Organism: Nyctereutes procyonoides (raccoon dog)
Lineage: Eukaryota; Metazoa; Chordata; Mammalia; Carnivora; Canidae
Gene: TPBGL
Product: trophoblast glycoprotein like
Exons: 1
Coding region: 428-1639 (403 amino acids)
Biological process (GO): negative regulation of canonical Wnt signaling pathway
Cellular component (GO): plasma membrane
Molecular function (GO): protein binding
Source: RefSeq, a predicted model, not a curated record